Molecule: messenger RNA, 1419 nt
Organism: Telopea speciosissima
Lineage: Eukaryota; Viridiplantae; Streptophyta; Magnoliopsida; Proteales; Proteaceae
Product: ATP phosphoribosyltransferase 2, chloroplastic-like
Exons: 12
Coding region: 75-1250 (391 amino acids)
Biological process (GO): L-histidine biosynthetic process
Cellular component (GO): cytoplasm
Molecular function (GO): magnesium ion binding; ATP phosphoribosyltransferase activity
Source: RefSeq, a predicted model, not a curated record
GAAGACUUGAAGACUUGGCCAACCAACUUAGCUGCCAUUCUCACUUGAGGUGUUAUUUCCGGUCAUCUUCAACCAUGAACUCGUUUCAAUCUCUCGUCCAACCAUUUCCCACCACUAUAGCUAUGCCCUCUCUGCACAUGUACCCAGUAGACUCAUUUUCGUAUUUACUCCCUCAUGCGUCUGUCAAGACCACAGUCUCUUCUUCCUCCCAACAUCUGGAGAGAAGGGUCCCUGAAAGGGAUGAAAUUCGUCUUGGAUUACCAAGUAAAGGUCGCAUGGCUCAAGACACCUUAGAUCUUCUUAAGGAUUGUCAACUCUCUGUUAGGCAGGUGAAUCCUCGACAAUAUGUUGCAGCAAUUCCACAGCUUGCAAACUUAGAAGUCUGGUUUCAACGGCCCAAGGAUAUUGUGCGCAAAUUGCUGUCAGGAGAUCUAGACCUUGGUAUUGUGGGUUUAGAUAUACUCUCUGAAUAUGGACAGGGGAGUGAGGAUUUGAUCAUAGUUCAUGAUGCACUUGAGUUUGGGGAUUGCCAUUUAUCCCUUGCAAUUCCUAAGUAUGGGAUUUUUGAGAAUAUAAAUUCAUUGAGUGAGCUAGCCCAAAUGCCUCAAUGGACCAAGGAGAAGCCUUUGCGAGUUGUUACUGGUUUUACUUAUCUGGGUCCUAAGUUUAUGAAGGAGAAGGGAAUGAAGCAUGUCACUUUUUCAACUGCAGAUGGAGCAUUGGAGGCAGCUCCUGCGAUGGGGAUAGCAGAUGCUAUUUUGGAUCUUGUGAGUAGUGGAACAACACUGCGUGAAAAUAAUUUGAAAGAAAUUGAAGGUGGAGUUGUUUUAAAAAGCCAGGCUGUCCUUAUUGCAAGCAAGAAAUCUCUGAUCCAGCGUAAAGGUGUUUUGGACAUUACACAUGAGGUGCUUGAAAGACUGGAGGGUCAUUUGAGAGCAGCUGGUCAGUUCAUGGUAGUGGCAAACAUGAGGGGGACUAGUGAAGAGGAAGUGGCUAAGCGAAUUGUAAACCUGACAUCAUUAACUGGGUUGCAGGGACCUACCAUAAGUCCAGUCUUCUGUAAACGUGAUGGGAAGGUUGUGGCAGACUAUUAUGCAAUUGUCAUUUGUGUGCCAAAGAAGGAACUCUACAAAGCCAUUCAACAGCUGAGAGCAAUUGGAGGCAGCGGAGUUUUGGUUUCUCCUUUGACUUAUAUUUUUGAUGAAGAACCUCCAAGGUGGCGUGCACUUCUUACAAAGCUUGGGCUUUGAUCUUCUGGGAGAUGUCUGAGCGGUGCUGGAAGCAUAUUUUUGUUGCAGUUUUCAAAGUAUUUCCAAUUGAAUGCUUCAGGAGGAUGACCAACACUCCUCCACUGGAAAACGUUUUGUUGAUCUCAUUAUAUUGAGUUAGACAUAGCUAUUAUUGAUAGCGAGGAAUUUU